Messenger RNA from Alternaria arborescens, 1053 nucleotides. RefSeq lists its product as hypothetical. The record is from RefSeq and is a predicted model, not a curated record. The coding region runs from base 1 to 1053 and encodes 350 amino acids. NCBI's taxonomy places the organism in Eukaryota, Fungi, Ascomycota, Dothideomycetes, Pleosporales, Pleosporaceae. The transcript is spliced from 2 exons. Gene Ontology annotation, molecular function: DNA-binding transcription activator activity, RNA polymerase II-specific. Gene Ontology annotation, biological process: regulation of transcription by RNA polymerase II.
AUGCCAGACAGCUACUCAACAUCUCCACAAAACAGCCCAGGUGUCUCCUCACCUUUCGUUGAUACACAUCAUGCUGAAAGCCCUGAAGCAAGUCCGACUAAUUCCGAACUGCCACUCGCUGAUCUGCGUCUGUUGCAUCACUGGACAAAGUCGUGCGCAAAGUCGUUGCAUCCAAACCCUGCAAUCCGGAGUGUCGUUUGGCAGAACGAGUUCAUCGAGUUGGGCUUCGAGUACCCAUUCCUCCUUCGCGGCUUCUUGGCUCUUUCAGCAGUUCAUAAAGCAUCCUUGCUUGCGCCCAGCGAAAGACAGAACCUUCUGCUCCAGGCAGACUCACAUAUCAGCCAUGCAUUAGAUACCUAUCGAAAGAACCUAGAGACGCCAAACGUUGAGCUGGCGAUACCGAUGUUUAUGCUAUCCUCGGUCAUCCUAACUUACAACUUCGGUUCAGCACAGCUUGAGCGUCCCGAAGACCCCAUUCGCGCGCUUCAUCAUUGCUUUAUGCUGCUACAAGGCAUCAAGAUUGUAGUAAUUCCUCACUGGGAUCGGAUCAAAGAUAGCUCUGUGUUCGCUCACAUGACGGACAUGGCGCCCCCAGAAGCUUUGGAUGCAUUGGACACGCUUGCAAGGGAAGAGAACCCCCAAGAGAUUCUCCGGCUCAAAGAGCUUACCGAACUUCUGCUGGACAGUCAGGAUAAAGAAGCCUGUUCCACCGCUAUCGACGAACUCCACGUAACCUGGCUGCGCUUUCGGCACAUAUCACCGGACCGUGAUGAAUAUUCCCUGCUCUUUCUUUGGCCUGCUAGGCUGAGCAAUCGGUUCUUCGACCUCCUUGCAUGUCAUAAUCCAGUGACCUGUAUCAUUACGACACAUUUUGCUGCACUGCUGGCCCAAUGUCGUCCAGUAUGGUGGGUAGUGAAGUGGCCUCAAUGGCUUCUCGUUGCGUCUGAACAAUUGCUGGCGGCGACACCGGAUCUUCUGAAAUGGCUUGACUGGCCGCAACAGAUCAUCCAUGCCCAAGCCUGGACUGCGACGACCACUCCAGCAGCUUCUUGA